This is a messenger RNA of Pelodiscus sinensis (Chinese soft-shelled turtle), 7346 nucleotides long. It is a transcript of the gene FBLN2, whose product is annotated as fibulin 2. Gene Ontology annotation, cellular component: extracellular region. NCBI's taxonomy places the organism in Eukaryota, Metazoa, Chordata, Testudines, Trionychidae. Gene Ontology annotation, molecular function: calcium ion binding. The record is from RefSeq and is a predicted model, not a curated record.
AUGCUUUCGAGGGUGAUGCACGGAGAGCCCUCUUCCCCAUGCAGGUCUACUCCAGACCACGUGGAAGGGAAGGAUCUAGGAGAAAAGGAGAAUUCAGGAAAAUAUUGCAGACUGGGAGCUGAACCCUCAGUUCGUCAGGAAAAAAAUAGGGUGAGCAAAAAUCGAUUGGUGCCUUAUUUGUAUAAAAGGACUAUGGAUAAGCACAUAGCACCUCAUCUGAGCUGUUUGUGCACUGUUCUGUUGGUGCUCAUUUGGACUGGCAUCUCACAUGCCCAGAAAGACUGCACAGGAGUGGAGUGCCAGCAACUGGAGAACUGUAUUGAAGAGGUGCUUGAGCCUGGUGAAUGCUGUGCCUCUUGUUUGCAACAUGGUUGUACUUGUGAAGGCUACCAGUACUAUGACUGUGUCAACGUGGGAUUCAUGAAUGGCAAAGUGCCCGAAGGGCAAUCUUAUUUUGUGGACUUUGGAAGCACUGAAUGCUCAUGUCCCAAGGGAGGAGGCAAGAUAAGUUGCCAGUUUAUGCUUUGCCCCGAAUUGCCUCCAAACUGUAUUGAUGCGGUGCUACCAGCUGAUGGCUGUCCUCAGUGUGGACGAAUAGGCUGUCUCCAUGAAGGUCAGAAGUAUGUAGCUGGCCAUACAUUCCAUAUUCCUCCAUGCAAGGUUUGCCAUUGCCCAAAUUCUGGAGGUGAACUGAUGUGCUACCAGCUCCCAGACUGUGGGGCAUCCACCUUGAGUCCAACGGAUACUGAAGAGAACCAGACAGAGAGGCACUACGAUGAUCCGUACAGCUAUGACCAGGAGGCACCCGAAGGAGACGCCAUUCAGGUGGAAUCUCCCAAAAAACUCAGGAACUCUGCAGCCCAUACAGAAGAAGACAGCAUUGGCCAAGAGCAAAGCGAGGAUUACGAGUACCAUGCAAUCAGCGUUACUUCCCCACCAUUGACUCAACCUGUUACACACACCGAAGAAGCUGCUGUAGCAGUCACCACAAACGCUUCUACUCCCCAUCCUGAACUUAGCAGUGCAUCGGCACAAGAGGAGGAAAAGAGAGACCUACGCACCACAAUGGCCCCCACAGUGCAGGUCCUGAGUGAAAAAGUAACCACACCUAGCAGUGUCCCUGAGGAACAAACAACUGCUAUGAUGCUGAUGGCAAAGCAAGUGGUAGAAUCAGAGAGAAAAACAAAGGGGAAACAAGGAGAGAGAGAGCGACAUGAACAAGAAGGAAUUGCUCGCCCUAAGCCAAGGAAACACAUGAGAAAAGAUUAUAAAGAGCAGGGGAGCAGUAUAUCUCCAGCUCUGAAAGAGACAAAUGUGACCGUGUCACAUGGUCACAGACCUUCCCAUGAAAAGCAUGGAGAAAAUACUUUCCCUAAGGUCAAAUUUAGUUCCACCACAUCACCUCCCAUUGCUCUGAAAGAAGACCAUAGUCAGGCAUCCCAAAAGCAGUCACAGAUGCUUUAUCAUUAUCAGCCUGAAGAAGGUGGAGACCCUAAUUCUAUUCAUGCUGCCUCCAGGUUACCAGAAGGUUCUACAAAGGACUUAAUUGAAACUUGCUGUGCAGCGGGACAACAGUGGGCUAUAGACAACGGGGAAUGCACAGAAAUCCCAGUCAGUGGGGCUGAUGGUGAUAUUUGCAGAAUUGCUCAGAAGCAGUGCUGUGUGUCCUACUUAAAAGAAAAUAGCUGUGUUGCUGGCAUGAUUGCAGCCAAGGAAGGAGAUAUGUGUGGACCUGAUGAAAGUGAUACCUGUGGAGGAUCUUUAUAUAAGCAAUGUUGUGAUUGCUGCAGUCUGGGCCUGAGAGUAAAAGGUGAGGGGCAAACCUGUGAGUCCAACCCUAAUCUCGGCUAUCCCUGCAACCACGUGAUGCUAUCCUGCUGUGAAGGAGAAGAUCAUCUUAUUCCUCCAGAAAUAAAAAGGCAUCCUGAACCACUGCCAACAGUGACGCCUGAGAGAAUUUCAGAGAUUGAGGAUCACAAUGAAGCCUUGUCCAUCAGUAAUGAAGCUGAGCUGUCUAAUAGCUUACCCGGAGAUGACCUGGAUGAGUGCCUUGUCUACCCUGGAGAGCUCUGUCAGCACCUGUGCAUCAAUACAGUGGGAUCUUACAAGUGUUCGUGUUUCCCAAGAUUUACUCUGCAAGAUGAUGGACUCAGCUGUAACCCAGAUGUUGAUGAUGGACAGAACACUGACGUAGGAGUGGAAGCCACCAUUGCUCCAGAAGCCUCCAAUAUUCAGCCUACCACUAUUAAGACUUUACAAGUCGAACAAAAUAAGUGUAAAGAUAAUGGCCCCUGCAAGCACCUUUGUAAUGUUGUAGAAGGCAGUGCCGUGUGCUCGUGCUUAGGUGGAUAUGCUCUCAUGGCUGAUGCCGUUUCCUGUGAAGAUAUUAAUGAAUGUGUAACAGAAGCCCACACCUGUAAGCGAGGAGAACACUGUAUUAACACAGUUGGAUCAUUUACCUGUCUCCAAGAACUCAGCUGUCAGCCAGGCUAUGAAUUUAAGGAUGGUGAAUGUAUUGACAUUGAUGAAUGUGUAAGAGGAACUCAUAGCUGUAAAGUAAACUUUGUAUGUCAGAAUACAAAAGGAUCAUUCUAUUGUGAAUCCAAGCAGAGAUGCAUGGAAGGAUUUUUACAAGACCCAGAGGGUAAUUGUGUCGAUAUUAAUGAAUGCACCUCACUUCCUGAGCCAUGCAAGCCUGGCUUCAACUGCAUCAAUACUGUUGGAUCCUACACUUGUCAGAGAAACCUGCUGAUGUGCAGCAGAGGGUAUCACUCCAAUGAGGAUGGAUCCCGAUGUGUUGAUGUUGAUGAAUGUCAGACAGGCAUACACCGCUGCGGAGAGGGACAGAUUUGUCAUAAUCUACCUGGAGCUUAUCGCUGUGACUGCAAGAUGGGCUAUCAGUAUGAUGCAUUCAGCCGAGCCUGUGUUGAUAUAAAUGAGUGCUGGAAUUACCCAGGACGACUGUGUCAGCACACUUGUGAGAACACUCCUGGGUCCUACCAUUGCUCUUGCUCAUCUGGAUUCCGCUUGGCCUAUGAUGGGAAGCACUGUGAAGAUGUGAACGAAUGUGACAGCACUCCGUGUAGUCAGGAAUGUGCCAAUGUCUAUGGCUCCUAUCAAUGUUACUGCAGACAAGGGUACCAGCUUGCAGAAGACGGCCAUGCAUGUAAAGAUAUUGAUGAGUGUACCCAAAGUGCAGGCAUUCUUUGCACUUUCCGCUGUGUGAAUGUUCCUGGUAGUUACCAAUGUGCUUGCCCUGAGCAGGGAUAUACAAUGGCCGCAAAUGGAAGAACAUGUCGAGAUAUUGAUGAAUGUGCAAUUGGGACCCACAAUUGCUCCGCUGCGGAGUCUUGCUACAAUAUCCAAGGCAGCUACCGAUGCCUGUUGUUCGAGUGCCCUCCAAACUACAGGAAAGUGUCUGACAUGAGGUGUGAACGCAACAAUUGCUUUAACUAUGUGGAUUGCCAGAACACCCCCGUGCGAAUUACUUACUAUCAACUCAACUUUCAAACCAACAUCAUAGUCCCAGCUCAUAUUUUCCGUAUUGGACCUUCACCUGCCUAUGCUGGAGACAACAUAAUCCUCACCAUCAACAAAGGAAAUGAAGAAAACUACUUCAGCACUAGGAAGCUUAAUGCCUAUACAGGCAUCGUCUAUCUUCAGCGACAAGUGAAGGAGCCUAAAGACUUUUUGUUAGAUGUUGAAAUGAAAUUAUGGCGUCAAGGAACAUACACGACGUUUCUUGCCAAAAUUUACAUAUUCAUCACAGCUCAUGCUUACUGAGACACGUACUGACAUUGGAAUGUAUUGGUGCUAUGCUCUUUCAAUAGUCUACAAAGGUUAUUAUGGUGGAACUGGUAUUUACUGUAUCUACCCUUUAUAUUACUUUUCUAUUAUUGCUUCCAAUUCUUUUUAUCCGUUGUGUAAAUUAACUUAAUUUUUACUGACGUAUCUUUUGUGUAAUUCUUUAGCUGGAAUCUUCUUUUUGACUCACUCCAGUGAAUUCCUUUGGUUUAGUUACAGUUAUAAGAUACUGCACUAGAAAGGAAAACAGUUCACUUAGCCCUGGUCUUAUUUUGAAAUAACAAGUGGGUGUCCACACUACCAAGCCCGUUAUUUCGAAAGAAGAGGCUGGUUAUUUCGAAAUAUCUGCUGCUUUCCACAAGGAAUAAUGCUCAUUUUGCAUAUGUUAUUUCAAAAUAGCGGUAGUGUGGAUGCUCCACUGCUGCUAUUUCGAAAUAACUACUUCUGAGAAUCAUUCAAACUAAUUACUCCCCAGAGCUUCUUGGGGCACAAAGUUGAGUUAGCACAUCCACAAUAGUGGAACUUGCCUCAGAUUAAUUUUGAGGCUUCCCCAUAGUGUGGACACGCUAUUUUGAAAUUAUUAUUUCGGGAGUUACUAUUUUGAAAUAAGUUAUUUUGAAAUAGUUUCCUAAUGUAGACAUGUCCUUAGAGGCUUUGGUGUGUGCCACUGACUGGGAGGGUAGAUGGACUGAGCAAUUUCUCUUUAGCACAGAUUGCACAAACCUAAAGUUUUGCUUAGCCAAAAGCUUUACGGAGGUGUGUCUAUACCCAGAUGCUGUGGUGAGGAAGGACAUAUAAGUACACAGACAGACAGCUAGUGAACCUCAUGUAAAAGGUUCAUUUUCCCCCAACUUUCAUAAUAUAGCAAUAAAUAUAGAACAUAUGCAAACAAACCUGCCCCACCCACAAACAAACUAUAAGACAGGUUGAACCUCUCUAGUCCAAAACUCACUAGUCUGGAAACAUCCGUCAUCCAGAAUGAUUUUAGUUACCCAGAUGUCUACUUUUCAUGGGUGUGGCCACGUUUCCCAUAAAGUUUGUUUACAGCCACCAGUCCUAGCUCUCAGUGUUCUGUGCUGUCAUUUAGCUCUAAUUUGUCUUCUUACAAUCCAGUAAGCAGUGUAAGUGUUGGUAAUGCUGCUAAACAAUAUAGACCUCCCCUCGUCUGGAAAAUUCUCUCAUUCGGAACUGGUCAGGUCCCAAGGGUGCCGGAUUAGAGAGGUUCAACCUGUAAUAGGUUGACUUUAUAGAGACUAUUCAUGUGCUUAAAUUUAAGUACAUGUUCAAGUAUGUACAGGACUGAAGCCUUAAAGUAAUGUCUUGCACUGUCAAUUAGAAAUUCACAUUGCAGUUAGUUGUAUUUGUCCUGUAUGUGUUUGAACUCCUCUUUUGAACACAUUCUAUUCCGGUAGCUCUGAUUACACAUUAGCUGUGUUAUACUUCUUAAAAGGAAUGCCAAAGAGGAAACAUGUAAUCAAUUAACAUACUUGGUUCAAAAGUCUGGGUGUGCAAUUAGAUUAAUAGAUUGCAAUUUCAAAUAAACAAAAUAAAAGGGAAGUAACUUAUAUUUUCUAAGAAAAUUCCUUCAGGUAUGCUAUCUUCAUGAUGUAGCGAAAAAUGCUAAUUAAAUUGGCAGGUUUUUUAGUGUCAUUAUGUCACAGUACAACUUCAGUUUCAAAGCCCUACACUAGGACCUUAUUCCUAACUCCCCUCCCCCAAGUUUGAAUUUAUAAGCGGUUCAUCGACACUACCAAGCCCAUUAUUUUGAAAUAACAAGCCGCGGAUGUUGAACUCUGUACUCCUGCUUUUCACGUUGAGUAAUGCUAAUUCUGAAAUAGUAAUUUUGAAAGAACUGUGUGGACGCUCCAGUACUGCUAGUUUGAAUUUAUUGGCCUCCGGGAGGCCUCCCACACAUCUCCAGAGUGCUUCCUGGGGCUCUGAAUUUGAGUCCCCAUUAACAGAGGCUUCCUCGGAUGAAUUUCAAUGCUUCUGGGUAGUUUGGACACUCUAGUUUGAAUGUGUUAAAUUAGGAGUUCUUAAGUCGAAUUUAGUAAUUUUGAAAUAGUUUCCUAGUGUAGAUAUGGCCAAAAUGGAUUUCCUCUUGUUUCAUAGGAUAUGUCUACACUACAAAGAUAAAUCGGAAAAAGAAACGUAUCUUUUUCCGAUUUACUUCCGAAAGAGGCUUUUCCAAAAUUUGGGCCGUCAACAUGGGGUCAAAUUUUGGGAAAAAACCUCUUUCGGAACACCCCUUCUUCCUCGUAAAACAAAGUUUACAGAGAUGCCAAAAAAAGUAUCCGCUUUUCUGACAUUUUUUUCGGAAAAGCAGAUGCAAUCCUCUGCAGUCUAAACAUAGCCAUAGGAAACUGGAUGAUAGCCCAAAGUUGAGGGCCAGGUGUGGUAUGCGUAAUGUAAUCAAAGUAUUUGUUAGAACUUAGAAGCAAAUAUCAACAAAUUUUUAUAGAUCUUUUUAAAAAGCUCCAGUGCUGUAAUUUUCUAAGCAUCCUCUGACCUAGUUAUAAUUAUGUUGCAAAAUGUUCUUGAUGAAAAUCAUAAAUCCAGUAUACUCACUACUCUGUAGUUUAAUAAUCCAGUCUAUCCUACAGUAGACCAUAUAUUGGCCAGUGUGCAUUGUAUAUAAAAUGAAAGAAACCAAAGCCUGUGCAUUUUAUACAGAAAUAAUCAACCAUUUGAUUAUCAUCUUUUUGUAAAAUAUUAACUUGUGCUGUGGAUUAAGAAUUUUAAAAGUUAGCUAUGGGGUGAAGAGGGAGAUGUACUGUAUUCAUUAUAUCCCAUGGUCAAUUCUACCAUUUCAAAUAAGUCAUUUUUAAAAUUUGAACUUUUUUCAGAUAGUAAAACAUAAACCUUUUUAUACCUAACCUUAGACAUACCCAUGACUAUAGAAAAUGAUUUGUUACUCUUUAGUUGUAAAUUCUGGAAUAUCUGUAAGUUGCUUACAUCAAACUUGUACUUGUGCUAUCAGAAUCCUUUCUGUAAAAGUGAUCGCCACACGAGUUCUGUUUUUCAUAGUUAAUGGCCUUAAGAAAUGACCAGUAAAGUGCCAAUUGGAAACAAUGCGUUUAUGCAAUUUAUCAUUUCAAGGAACUGUCUCUGCAAUGCUAGGAUUGGCAAGAUGAAGAGGAAAAGCCACAAUGAGUACAAAAGUCUUUCAGAUUCAUUAUGCAGCUUGCACAUUAGGAGGUGAUAAGAGUUCUCCGUGCCCCAGUAGGGCACAUCAAGAAUCACUGAAACCCAAAGUUCUCCAUCAGCAUUAGUAUUUGAUUGAGUAUAAAUGCCAUUCAAGCUCCAGCAGUCUGUCCUGUCAGAGAAUAAAUGGACAAACAAUUUGUUACUUCUGCUGACUAAAAGCAACAACAGUCAAUCAUUAUGUUAAGCCUCUGGCAGUUUGAAACACUGGCUUUUCAUUUUCUAGGACAGGUAAUUGAUGAACAAAGUUCUGGAAAAGGCUUUGCAUGCUAUGAUAUAAAAAUAUUGCUUAAUAGUGUUUAACCCUGUUUUCAUCAGCAGUGCAAGCUACAGGCAAC